AAUCUAGCUGGACAGCUCAGCCAGUCAGCACAUUUAGCUCUCCAACUACCAUACAACGUACUUGGUUUAGGCCGAAGUGCAAAUUUUCUUGACCAUCUUUAUGUUGGUAUUCCUCGCCCAUCUGGAGAGAAGUCUAUACGAAAACAAGAGUGGACUGCAAUCAUUCCAAAUUCGCAGCUAAUUGUCAUUCCAUACCCUCACAAUGUCCCUCGAAGCUGGAGUGCCAAACUGUAUCUUACACCAAGUAACAUUGUUCUGCUUACUGCGAUAGCUCUCAUCGGUGUCUGUGUUUUCAUCUUGGCAAUAAUUGGCAUUUUACAUUGGCAGGAAAAGAAAGCAGAUGAUAGAGAAAAACGACAAGAAGCUCAUCGGUUUCAUUUUGAUGCUAUGUGACUUGCCUUUAAUAUUAUGUAAUGGAAUGACUAUUCACUUGAUUAGUUGAAACACUAAAUUCUGCUUAUAGAAGAAAAUAGGGGAUUUUGAAUAUUAUUUAUAAAUGAUGCAUCUCUUGGUAAUUAUUGCAAAGUAUUCAAAUAAAUAUGAUCUGACUGUCACAAAGAUUUUUUUUAACCACUUUGUAUACAAAAAUUUGGGUUCUUUCUUCAAUAGUGCUCUACGUUUUUGUUCUUUUGUGGAAUGUGUUGCAUGUACUCUGGUGUUUAUGUAUUUGUAGUCCUAUUAGAGUAAUGAUGAUGGAAAAAGACAUGUACAAAUAAAAAUAUUUAAACGAGCAGGA
This is a messenger RNA of Galeopterus variegatus (Sunda flying lemur), 736 nucleotides long. It is a transcript of the gene ITFG1, whose product is annotated as integrin alpha FG-GAP repeat containing 1. Gene Ontology annotation, cellular component: plasma membrane. NCBI's taxonomy places the organism in Eukaryota, Metazoa, Chordata, Mammalia, Dermoptera, Cynocephalidae. The record is from RefSeq and is a predicted model, not a curated record. The transcript is spliced from 4 exons. The annotation marks the transcript as partial.